Molecule: messenger RNA, 1051 nt
Organism: Amphimedon queenslandica
Lineage: Eukaryota; Metazoa; Porifera; Demospongiae; Haplosclerida; Niphatidae
Product: protein CROWDED NUCLEI 4-like
Exons: 5
Coding region: 47-1009 (320 amino acids)
Biological process (GO): signal transduction
Molecular function (GO): protein binding
Source: RefSeq, a predicted model, not a curated record
GUGGUCGACCAAUCGACUAUACUAGGGAGGGAAUGGCUCAGAGAAUAUGGCCAGUAGCAACAGUAGUCAAAUUUCUCUGAUAGAAAAGGCUGAAGAAGAAAGCAAGAGAUAUAAGGAAGUUUCAGUAAAAGCCAGUGGGGUGGGCGAACAGCUGAAAGUUGUGGAAAGUCAGAAAACUUACUGUAUAUUUUGUUUGGUGUUUUAUGAUAUUACAGAAAAUACAGAGCUCAUUAGUCAUAAAUUAGAAAGGAUGGAGAAAGAUAGAGAAGAAUUAGCAAAGAAGAAUGAGGAAUUGUACCAGUUGAAAGAGAAAUUAAGAAAAACAGAAAAUGAGCUAAGGGAAACAAAAACGAGCUUGAAGGAGAAUGAGGAGGAAUUGGAGGUUUUGCGUGUUGCUAAUAAUGAACUGAAGACCGAGCUCUUGGUCAUUAAAGAAAAGUAUACAAUAAGUAUAGUAGAAAGGGACAAACUUAGUGAAAGAAACCAACUUUUGCAUUUAGAAAAAAAGAAGUUGAAUUCAGAGAAUGAGGAGCAAGCACAAAAUAAUUGUAAAUUAGUUGAAGAAUUGGACACAUUGAGAAGUCAUAUGAGAGAAAUGGAAAGACCAUCAAAUCUACCCAUGAGACAAGACUCAUUGAUUUCAGAUUCAAGUUUUUCACCUUCAUCAGGACAACCAUUAAGGAGAAUGUCCUCAACAGCAUCUUCAACUUCCAGUAAAUUUGUUCCUACUCCUCCUCAUUUUAAUUUAAAGUAUUUAAUGCAGCUUUUGGGUGAUGGUGCAGAUAGCUGGUAUCAGAUUGGCAUACAGCUUGACGUGCCUUCAUCUAAACUAAGAUCAAUAAGGAAUGAGAAUCAGCAAGAUGUGGACCGACUGUCACGUACUUUAGAACAUUGGUUAAAUGAUGCUAAAAGUGAACUUAGCUAUGAUACUAUUUAUGAAGUGCUACAGUCACCGUCGGUGAAAAGAAAAGAGCUCAUACCGACAGAAUUUAAAUGGAAAUAUUAUUGAACGCAAUGUAUUCAUUUUUAUUAUAAUUGUUAUUAUAAAUUA